Penicillium cosmopolitanum is the source of this 1521-nucleotide messenger RNA. RefSeq lists its product as uncharacterized. NCBI's taxonomy places the organism in Eukaryota, Fungi, Ascomycota, Eurotiomycetes, Eurotiales, Aspergillaceae. The transcript has 3 exons. The record is from RefSeq and is a predicted model, not a curated record. Gene Ontology annotation, molecular function: protein binding. Bases 1 to 1521 code for a protein of 506 amino acids.
AUGAAUCAUGAUACUAAGAAGGCAGGCUCGACGCUAUAUUAUAUAGACCUCGACAGUCAAUUCCCCGUUGAAAGCACGAUUCCCAAGUCCGCACUUCAUACCGAUACUAUAAACUCCGACAUAAGUGUCGCACAUCAAAUGGCCGAAUACCCAGGAUCUAACGGCGCAAUGUGGAGAACGAAUGACAGUAUGUACUUUUUUGGCGGUGGAUUUGAUACCGCCAUUGACACAGUUUCAUUCUAUAAUGUUUCGUCUGGCGUAUGGAAAGAGGUCGAGGUGAGCGGUGGAAAAUUCAACUUCGGGAAUCGGUCGACUGCGCAAACUGCCAGUGUUCCAGAAUUGGGUCUUGGGUUCAUCUUUGGUGGAAGUGGUCCUUACAUGGAAGGCAUGAUACGAUUCAAUUCAUCCGAUCCGAACAACCUGACAUGGACGAAUGAGACUCUCAACCAGGGAUCUCAUGGCGUCAAUGUGCCAAAUCUAAACGCUGGAACUCUCCUCUAUAUUCCAGCCAGUACGGAUGGCAUGCUCAUUAGCUUUGGAGGUGGAAAUGUCACUGAGGGAAUGAGCCCUGAUUCAGGUUGGCCCUAUCCUGCUGAUUGGAAUACCGUCUAUGUAUACGACAUCGCUUCUCAUACAUGGUGGAUGCAAGAGACGUCUGGUAGCAACCUACGCCUUGACCUAGAUUCAUUCUGUGCUGUGGCUGCGGUGUCACCCGACCGCAGCGCAUUCCAUAUAUCAGUCUACGGUGGAUGGAGCUUGACAGAUCAGCGCGCGUACGAAGAUGUUCGUAUUCUUUCGAUUCCAUCUUUCCAAUGGAUAAAUGCAACCGAACUAUCGAACAAGACCAAUACAGAACAGCAAGUUAAUAAGACUAUUGGUCGCACUUCCAUCGGCGAAUGCCAAUUGUUUCAUGGUACACAGAUGAUCGUCCUUGGAGGCGAUGUACACGCUGGGGCAUAUUCACUCACAGACGGAGCAUGCAGUAACGCGUUUGAGCCAGUGCGUGUUUUGGAUCUCUCGACAUAUGAGUGGCAAAAAAGCCUCAAUACCACUGCUAGCUAUGAGGUCCCAUCAAUCAUCUACAACAAGAUCGGCGGAGGACCUACUGGAGGAGCCACAGUUACAGUGCCCGCUGCGGGUUUUGCAGAUGCUACGCUGGCCUCCUUGAUACAGAAACGUGUUCCCGGAUUUGAAAUAAAAACAUCGUCUCAGUCAACUACGUCGCAAACAACCGCGUCUCAAGCAUCAGCCGAGAAGUCGCAUGGCAAUAAUCCCGGUGCAAUUGCCGGUGGAGUGGUGGGUGGAGUGGCUGGACUAGCGGUGGUUAUUGCUUUAGUUUGGUACGCAAUGCUUCGGCGUAAGAAGCGGCUCCAACCCGAAGAGAGUCAAAAAUCGACGUACUCCGAGCACGCUGCGGGUCCUUCUGAACUAUCAGCAGAGGCACGUGCUGAACUGGCCUCGAAAUCGGAUAUGCAUGCUGAAAUGCCGGGUUCUAACAAACCAGUUGCUGAGCUGGCUUAA